AUGAUCAUUUGCAUGUUGCUGCAUACAAUUGUACUCUUCAACUUCACAAAGUUCAAUUGGGUGAUCGGUGAAUUGCUGCCACGUUUCGUCAUUGAAGACGGUUUAAAAAAUGCAAUAUUUGGUUCAUACAGUUAUAAUCCACUUAGCAGUACAUUUGAAACAGUUCAGUCCGAUUUACCAGAACCAGAAAUUAAAAUUACCACUACAGUACAGGAGACAAUAACCACAAAAUCUGAAACCACUGGAAACAAUUCAGAUACAUCAAAAUAUAGAUUUAGGAGAGUUCAUCGGUUUCCGUUUAAUGAAAUUGAAAUGUCUUCC
Iphiclides podalirius (scarce swallowtail) is the source of this 321-nucleotide messenger RNA. NCBI's taxonomy places the organism in Eukaryota, Metazoa, Arthropoda, Insecta, Lepidoptera, Papilionidae. The record is from the annotation of a GenBank genome assembly.